Messenger RNA from Mycena indigotica, 1110 nucleotides. RefSeq lists its product as uncharacterized. The coding region runs from base 1 to 1110 and encodes 369 amino acids. Lineage: Eukaryota; Fungi; Basidiomycota; Agaricomycetes; Agaricales; Mycenaceae. The transcript is spliced from 8 exons. The record is from RefSeq and is a predicted model, not a curated record.
AUGUCCGCCACUGGUCCGAGCCCCCCUUCGUUUGGCCAAUUGUUAUCCUCGCAGCUCGUCGGCGUGCUCCUCGACUUCCUUCUGACGGGGGCCCUGUUUGUCCAGAUCCUCAUCUACCGCAUCUGUUUCCCGAAAGACACAUUCGCGGUCCAACUGCUCGUGUACAGCCUGCUUCUCCUUAUGCUCGCCCGCGUUGCGCUCGUCGCCUAUGAGACCCAAUACUUCUUCGCAGACGGCUUCGGCAAUGCGCUGCGGCUCGCCGGGCAGAGCCAGCGCCAGUACUCCUUCGCAUUCGUCCCCGUGACGGUCUCCAUCGUGCAGCACUACUUUGGCUACCGCAUCUUCUCGCUCGACCGCCGUAUGUGGCCGGUCUGCAUCCUCAUAAGCUGUCUCUCGCUCGCGCAAUGCGGGCUCGGGUACGCUGCAUUCGGGAUCGUGGUCGACGGGUCGCCCGCGGCGUUGCUGACCAAGCUCCAGCUGACCACGCGAAUUGUGCGCUCCUGGCUAAUCACGGGCAUGGCGACCGCGCUUGUCAACACGCUCACCACUGUGUUUGUCCUCCUCCGCAUGCGCGAGGGAAGCUUCAACCGCUCCACCCACCAGGCCGUCGCGAGCAUAGUGCGCUUUACCGUUGAGUCUAACGCCGCGUCGGCGGUUGUGGAGAUCGUGUCGCUAGCGUUGCUCGAGUCCUUCCCGGCCACGACAUAUUACGUGGGCAGCACCGUGCUCCUUCCAAGCGUGUACACGAACAUGCUCCUCGCGACGCUCAACUUCCGUGCCGUCGUCCGGCAGCAGCGCGCCGCCGGCCCGGCGGCCGCCGUCACGACUGUGGGCACAACGACGGGCACGGCUACCGGCAUGAGCUAUUCGGUGCCGCAAACGCAAACGCAGGCGCAACCGUACGUCCCGCCGGCCGUGGAGAAGGCGUCGUCCAGGGAGAGCGCGAGGGCUACUGUCGCUGUCCGGAGAGGCUCGUCGCAGGUCGAAAGCGACGAUGACGGCGCUGCCGGGAAGGCUUUUGUGUUGGCGCAGCGCACGUGGUCGGGGAGCGAUGAAGCCGAGAGCGAGUCAGAGCUUGGGGAGGAGGAAGGGCAAGUGCAGCAAGGUUAG